This is a messenger RNA of Menidia menidia (Atlantic silverside), 1106 nucleotides long. NCBI's taxonomy places the organism in Eukaryota, Metazoa, Chordata, Actinopteri, Atheriniformes, Atherinopsidae. The record is from the annotation of a GenBank genome assembly.
UGGGCCUUUCUACUUUAAAGCACCUCUGUGAAGCACUGCCAUAAAAGCCAGGCAAACAGAGUCAGCUUGAGGGCCACCAUGGAGUUUGUUUAUGCCUCUCUGGCUGUGUUCAGCCUUCUGUCUUUUGGACAGUCAGCUCCCGUGACCAGCUGCGAAAGUCUAACCCAACGUCUGGAAAUCCCAGGACGGGAACAGCUUUUGGGGAGAUGGACGUACAUCGCCGAAAGCACGAACCUCCCCGGAUCCAAAGUGCUGACUAAGAUGUUUGCGGAAACCAGCUGGUGGAACCUGACCGCUGCUAACCGGAUAGAUGUCCUCACUGUUUUUCAAAAUACCAAAAUGAUGGGGCGAUGCUUCAGCGUCACAUCCAGCUUCACUUUGGAAAACAGCACUUUUCACUCGGAGAAACCCUAUGAGGCCACCAGCGUCCUGCUGAGCACCGGGUGUCCCGACUGCAUGGUUAUGUACUCCAACUACACUCUUGGAAGAAGCUCGUACAGCAGUCUGCAGCUGCUCAGUCGGCGAUCAAAGAUCUCUGCCGCUGAACUGACAGAGUUUUCGAGGCAGUUGGAGUGUCUGAGCCUACCCUCAGCUGCUGUGAUGGAUCCAGAAAAAGGUUUCUGCCCAGAUCCGUCUCUUCACCCAGAUGCACCGACCAUUGAUUUGACCAACAGCUUCAACACAAUGGGCUCCAACGACUGGAUUCUGAUUGACAAGUUUUUCAGGAGCGGGGAAGGGGUUAAGACGCUCAUCGACAUGAUCAAGACCUUCACCGGCGCUGAAGGAAAAACCAACCAGUAGCAACGUCAGAAAUGUCAAGUCUGGAACGAUCGCUGCACUCGAAAAUAAAGACGGUGUGAAAAAGGAUGCACGGCUUUUGCAGUUUUGUGUCAUGUAAUGCUGAUGGUCUAAUUCAUAUAUUUAUUCUGUCAGUCUCCACGUGACAUAUUCAUUUCCUGAUGAAGGCACUAUGGAAAACAAGAAAAUUGACAAAUAAGGUUGGACAGGUUGUUACUAGUUUCACUCUCCUAACUUCUGAAUAAAAAAAAGACUAUAAAUGCAUCAUGCAGACUUUAUGAAUUGAUCAAAGACCUGUUUUCUAUCGA